AUGAAUUUUGUGACCCGCUAUGUGCAAAUGAGACCCCUGCUUCAUAGGAGGCUAGCACUUCCACAUCAAUCAAAAUUAUGCGGACUGCAAACACCGUGGUUGUCGUUCAAAAGGCAUAUUUCCCAAAAGCCACGCCCCACACAAAAAUUCUCGAGGAAAUACGCACGUAUACUUAUACUGUCGGUCCUGGUACCUUACACCGGAUAUGCUUUUUAUGUGUCCUUAGCAACAAUGAAGCAAAUUGACUUAAGAAAUGAAAUGUGUCAAAGGCUAGAGGAUGAUAAUGGCGAGGUCACUUACAAAGGAUCUUUGUUGAAAUACAGCCCAUUGGAAGUUAUGGGUAGGUUCGAAAACCCAUUCGAAGAAUACAGAAUUCAAACUGUUUUCGAAUUCUUCGCUAACAGAGUGUUCGAACUAUUUGAAAGAAAUAGAGGAGGUAUCCCGCCUGAUGUGCAUCAGAUGAACAAGCUAAUGCCCGUCCAUAAGCCCACUUGGGGCCCGGAUCUAGUUGACAUUGACCCCGCGGUCGAAAUUGGAAGACCUUUAGAAUGUAAAGUGCUAGACGAACCACAUACGUCGACCGCCAUAGUAGAAAUUGAGGGCUCAAACAAUCCCGUCUAUAACACGUGGUUAGGCCAGUCUUGUAAUUACACGGUCUAUAACGGAUUGAGGAUACUCACAGACCCUCUGUUCAGUGACUAUCUUAUUCAUCAGACAUUAGGCCCUAAAAGAAUCACGCAGAUGCCGUCUGAGAUUACAGAGGUCCCUAAGCCAGAUAUUAUCCUCGUUUCUCAUAAUCACCCUGACCAUCUAGACUCGCAAAGCUUGGAAUACUGGAGUGGCGAGAACUCUCCCUUAUGGAUAGUACCCAAAGGAAUGAAAUCGUACAUGACCAGCAAUGGCUGUGAAAACGUCUUGGAGUUAUCAUGGUGGGAAACUUUGCAAGUAAAGAAAAACGACGAAGUAUACCACAUAUCUGCAACGCCUGCCAUGCAUUGGUCAGGAAGAUCGCUUUUAGAUACAAAUAAAUCUCUAUGGUGCUCCUUUUUAUUAACUCAUCACGGAGUUCCUAUACUUUUCCAUGCCGGCGACACUGGUUAUGUGAAAGACUUAUUCGUAAGAAUCAAAGACCGUUUUGGCAAAGGCUGUAAAUUAGCAUUGCUGCCAUGCGGACAGUAUUGCCCCGAAUGGCAUCAAAAGCCGCGACAUGUUAACCCUCAUGAAGUUCUUAAGAUUAUGAAAGAUUUAGAAGCCCAAAAUGUAUUGGGUGUCCAUUGGGGCACUUUUGUACUAAGUGGAGAAUAUUUCUUGGAGCCAAAGGAAAAAUUAGAAAUGCUGGCUGAAUGGGGUGGAUUUAAAGACCGUUGUUACUGUCCCGAGCUAGGCAAGACAGAAUGCUUUGAUUAG
This is a messenger RNA of Saccharomyces kudriavzevii IFO 1802, 1407 nucleotides long. RefSeq names its product N-acetylphosphatidylethanolamine-hydrolyzing phospholipase D (gene FMP30). The transcript has a single exon. Bases 1 to 1407 code for a protein of 468 amino acids. Gene Ontology annotation, biological process: N-acylethanolamine metabolic process; N-acylphosphatidylethanolamine metabolic process. Gene Ontology annotation, cellular component: cytoplasm; membrane-bounded organelle. Gene Ontology annotation, molecular function: N-acylphosphatidylethanolamine-specific phospholipase D activity. Lineage: Eukaryota; Fungi; Ascomycota; Saccharomycetes; Saccharomycetales; Saccharomycetaceae. The record is from RefSeq and is a predicted model, not a curated record.